AUGAGUCAGGAACAGAAAGAGAAAUUGGAGAACAGCGGACUUGUCGAAUGGUCAGUAUUCUCAGAAUUAGUGGCAAUGGAUGAAGACGAGGAAGAAUUCUCAAAAGGGUUGUGCCAAACAUUUGUAAAUCAAUUCAAGGAUACAGCUCAAGAGAUCGAUGAUAACUUGAAAGAGAAGAAUUUGGAAAAGUUAUCUUCCUUAGGGCACUACCUAAAAGGUUCAGCUGCAGCGUUGGGAUUGAAAUCUAUUUCUUCACAGUGUGAGAGAAUUCAAAAUUAUGGUCACCGUGUCAACUUUGACAAUUAUAAGCCAGAGAAUUCAAUUGACGAGGACAAGGAUGAAUUCUGGAUAAGCUUAAUCCAGGAUGCAGUUGAUAAGGCUAAGAGCGGGUUCAAAGAAUCGAAGGCAGCUCUAGACGAGUAUUUUGAAGACGAAUUAUGA
Messenger RNA from Candidozyma duobushaemuli, 441 nucleotides. RefSeq names its product Ypd1p (gene YPD1). Gene Ontology annotation, molecular function: protein histidine kinase binding; histidine phosphotransfer kinase activity. The coding region runs from base 1 to 441 and encodes 146 amino acids. Gene Ontology annotation, cellular component: cytoplasm; nucleus. The transcript has a single exon. Lineage: Eukaryota; Fungi; Ascomycota; Pichiomycetes; Serinales; Metschnikowiaceae. The record is from RefSeq and is a predicted model, not a curated record. Gene Ontology annotation, biological process: phosphorelay signal transduction system; phosphorylation.